CUAUCUCUGAUUGUGGUACCUUCAAUAACUACAAUGAAUUACAAUGUAUAGUCAAUUUACAGUGUUAUGAAUACUGCUAUGACACUUUCCUCUUCAAGCCGCGCAAAUGGCCGCCAAUUUCGGAGAGAAAUUGCUUGGGGAGGUGACUGAAGUGAGACUGGAUGAGAUUCUACAUGAUCUAAGAAACAUAUGCGCAGAUGAAUCCAGCAAUCGUCUAGGCGUUAAGGCUUUGGAUGACCUCCUGGAAGUCUUCAUGCCCGUCCCUAUUCCUUCCCAGCAGCAACACCCAGAGGAGAAUUCGAAUCUACGGCCAGACGAAAGGCAAGCACAUCAUAGAGCCAGAGCUCGUCCAGACCCGGUGGUCGAGAUUUCAAGUACUUCGUCGGCGGCUGGAAAAUCCCAGCUGCUGUACUAUCUCACGGCUAUUGCUGUUCUGCCAGCGACGAUUGACGACGUCCAGAUCGAUGGACGGAAUGCUGCUGUUGUCUUUGUUGAUGCAGAUGGGCGAUUUGAUGCGGAUCGUCUGCUUAGUGUUGCUAGGGACAUCAUCCAACAGAAACUAAAGCAGCAGUUGGUAGAGCAGCCUGACAUCGAAACCAUACUCUACAACUCCCUUCAACAUGUCCACGUCUUCCGUCCUACCUCCUCAGCAUCUUUUCUCGCAACCCUCCAAUCCCUACAAUCCUACCUCUUCGACCUAACCCGCCACCUCUCGACAAACCGCCCCCUUCAUGGGAUUUUAGUCGACAGCGCAACGGCCUUCCUCUGGCAAGAUAAACUCCGCGACCAAGUCGCCCGGGUCGAAGAGAUCGGUCGUCCGCAUGCUGAAAUCGAAUAUGCCCGCAGAUCGAAAUCAAGUUUUUACAUCGCUGAUAUGUAUGCCGAGCUUGUGAGGGCGUUGAAGAGGGUACAGAGUGUGUUUGGAUGUGCGGUUGUGUAUACGACUACGGCUUGGGUUGGGAGGGCUGCAUCCGUGUCUGGUGACGAGCUGGUGGCGUUUCGGUGCUCGUUGCCGCCGCCUUGGGGACUGUUUCCGACACUACGGGUUGUUCUGAGAACGAACGGACAAGGGCGGUUUUUGGGGUGUGUAAAUGGAUUGGGGAGGGAGGAGUGGUCGAGGAGAGUGGUCGAGGAGUUGGAGAGACGGGGUAGAGGAUUUGUGUUUGAUGCGGAUAGAGAGGGUGUGCAUAUCUGAUGAGUAUCUAACUGUACAACUUUCCAAUGGCCUCGACGGUUGUAUUCCCACCACUGAAUACGACUCCAACAUCCCAGCCCUCCUCUCCAGCUUCCGUCACAACCCGUCGUCGAAAGUCCUCGUUAUACAAACACACAGCAAGUCCCACAACCGCACUUGGCUCAACAACAAC
Messenger RNA from Aspergillus ruber CBS 135680, 1367 nucleotides. RefSeq names its product putative Rad51 family DNA repair protein. Gene Ontology annotation, cellular component: Rad51B-Rad51C-Rad51D-XRCC2 complex; replication fork; centrosome. NCBI's taxonomy places the organism in Eukaryota, Fungi, Ascomycota, Eurotiomycetes, Eurotiales, Aspergillaceae. Gene Ontology annotation, biological process: DNA strand invasion; double-strand break repair via homologous recombination. The record is from RefSeq and is a predicted model, not a curated record. Gene Ontology annotation, molecular function: four-way junction DNA binding. Bases 107 to 1195 code for a protein of 362 amino acids. The transcript has 2 exons.